CAGGAAUUCAUUGAAGAGUUGCUGUCUCCCCCUUUUGGGGGUUUAGUGGCAUUUGUGAAGGAGGCUGAGGCUUUGAUUGAGCGUGGACAGGCUGAGCGACUUCGAGGGGAAGAAGCCCGGGUAACUCAGCUGAUCCGUGGCUUUGGUAGUUCCUGGAAAUCAUCAGUGGAAUCUCUGAGUCAGGAUGUAAUGCGGAGUUUCACCAACUUCAGAAAUGGCACCAGUAUCAUUCAGGGAGCGCUGACCCAGCUGAUCCAGCUCUAUCAUCGCUUCCACCGGGUGCUGUCCCAGCCGCAGCUCCGAGCCCUCCCUGCCCGGGCUGAGCUCAUCAACAUUCACCACCUUAUGGUGGAGCUCAAGAAGCAUAAGCCCAACUUCUGAUGUGCCAGAAACCGCCCUGAGAUCUGCCGGUCAUCUCCAUGGACUUCUGCACCCCAUUCCAUACCCUUCUUCACCUGGGGUACCCCUUCCAGUUUUCCCCUUGCUUCCCAGGCCCUUGACAUGGCUUACCUGCCUUCACUCCCAGCACCUUGCCCAACAGGAUAAGCUGGAUCCCCUUGGCCUUCUGAAUAUCCCAGUGUCUUCAGGUUUCCCAAGACCACUUCCCUGUGGGCUUCCAAAAUGGCCUUUAUCAUUUCUCCAGUCUGUCACCCUCCUUUCCUGCUCCCAUACACCCAAGGCUUGUUUCUUCCCCUGUAAAAACCACUGCCUCAAUCUCUGGUUCACUCAACUAGUCACCAUGUCCUGAGGCAUGAAGCCUCCUCAGCUCUUGGAAUUGCUGGCAAGGGGUGACUGCCUCUGAGUCAUUGUGUUUUUCAAAGUGAUUUCUUUUCUGUAGCUUUUUGACCUAAGAUCUCAGCAAUUUGAACACUAACCUCUCCCCUCCUGGCUCAAGAAUUACUCCGAAGUCAGUCUGCAGAAAAUAAAUAUUUAGUAUGACAUGACACUUA
This is a messenger RNA of Homo sapiens (human), 950 nucleotides long. RefSeq names its product VPS52 subunit of GARP complex (gene VPS52). Gene Ontology annotation, cellular component: postsynapse; cytosol; presynapse. Lineage: Eukaryota; Metazoa; Chordata; Mammalia; Primates; Hominidae. The record is from RefSeq and is marked reviewed. Gene Ontology annotation, biological process: vesicle-mediated cholesterol transport; protein targeting.